CCUUCCACGUGCACCACUGCCUCUUCCCUUCUCGCUUGGGAACUCUAGUCUCGCCUCGGGUUGCAAUGGACCCCAACUGCUCCUGCGCCGCUGGUGUCUCCUGUGCCUGCGCCGGCUCCUGCAAGUGCAAAGAGUGCAAAUGCACCUCCUGCAAGAAGAGCUGCUGCUCCUGCUGCCCUGUGGGCUGUGUCAAGUGUGCCCAGGGCUGCAUCUGCAAAGGGGUGUCAGAGAAGUGCAGCUGCUGUGCCUGAUGUUGGGACAGCCCUCCCAAGUACAAAUAGAAUGACCUGUAAAAUCCAGGAUUUUUGUUUUUUGAUACAAUCUUGACCCAUUUGCUACAUUCCUUUUUCUGUGAAAUAUGUGAAUAAUAAUUAAACACUUAGACUUGA
Messenger RNA from Nomascus leucogenys (northern white-cheeked gibbon), 389 nucleotides. RefSeq names its product metallothionein-1F. Gene Ontology annotation, molecular function: metal ion binding. The record is from RefSeq and is a predicted model, not a curated record. NCBI's taxonomy places the organism in Eukaryota, Metazoa, Chordata, Mammalia, Primates, Hylobatidae.